Molecule: messenger RNA, 1839 nt
Organism: Cherax quadricarinatus
Lineage: Eukaryota; Metazoa; Arthropoda; Malacostraca; Decapoda; Parastacidae
Source: RefSeq, a predicted model, not a curated record
GUUAGUGCCAUCUGUAAACAUUAAGUUGCUGGUACCUGUCAACACUGGUCCUGGCAGCGUCAUUAAUCAGUAAUAUUGACCUACUAAGUGAUUAUCCAGUUUCAGGUAUUGAGGCAUGAGAUGUUAUGGAGCCCCUUGGAGUUAAUCCUCAUAUAGUGGAUGUGUGGUCCCUGCCAACAUGGGCAGCAUUGGAGCCCGGCACUCCUCCUAUGCUCCCACCGCAGCCUACAUCUAACCACAACAUUCCUCCUUUCCGAGUUAACAAAACUCUAAAUAACAAAAUUUGCCUAUGGGCUGGUGAUAUAACCUGUUUGAAUGCAGAAGGUAUUGUUCACAGCACAAAUGAAACUCUUAAUGAGCGAAAUGGAUACAGUGAAAGGCUGCUAUAUAAAGCAGGAUCUGAAUUAAAGAAUGAGCUUUAUAACACCAUAAAAACUUGCAGGACGGGUGAGGUUUGUGUAACUGAUGGUUACAAAUUAUCUGCCCGCUAUGUCAUUCAUACAGUUGGUCCACGCUACAAUAUCAAAUACCAGACUGCUGCUGAGAGUGCCCUAUACAACUGCUACAGACGAACUUUGGAAUGUGCAGUGGAGAAAAAGAUGCGAUCUUUGGCUUUUUGUGUGAUCAACUCGGUGAGAAGAGGGUUUCCCCCAGACCAAGGAGCUCACAUUGCUCUACGCACUGUGAGGCGAUUCUUGGAACAUUGGGGGCAAAACCUGGAACGAAUCCUCUUUGUUGCUGACAGCAUAGAUGUUAGUAUUUAUGAGAUUUUGAUGCCACUUUACUUUCCAAGGUCAUCACAAGAAGAAGACAGUAGUUGUUAUCUCCUACCUGUGGAUCUUGGAGAUGAAUAUGGGGAACCUGUUAUUCCUGGCCGCCAGAUUCGCAUCAUUGAUAAUCCCCAGCACACAUAUCAAGAUGUGGAGGAUUCUACAGACUUAGCCUCACAGUUCCAGUCAUCAGUGAGUAUUGGAGAGCAUUCCUUCUCCCAGAUGGAGGAAGACAUUGACAAGCAGCGACUUUUAGGAGGUCAGCCAUCAUAUGCCACGGCUGACCCGGAAAUAGCCUCCAUGACCUCUGACCUCCAGCACAAGCAGAGGUGUUCUAGCGGCAGUCAGCCAGUGAUGGAAAACGCCUUGCAACACACCACACCAACAGGUGAUGGGUAUGAGCGUUUGUUACGCCGUGCUAAAAAUGAGGAUCUGAGUGAGGUUUCUGGGAUUGGCUGUCUCUACCAGUGUGGUGUUGACAAAUUUGGUCGACCUGUGAUAAUCUUCAUUGGCAAAUGGUUUAAAUUCAAUGAAAUAAAUUUAGAUAAGGCUCUUUUGUACCUCAUCUAUUUACUGGAUCCACUGGUCAAAGGAGAUUAUGUUGUGCUCUACUUCCAUACCAUCACUGGAACAGAGAACCAUCCCUCUCUCUCCUGGAUCAGACAAAUUUAUGAAGCUCUCGAAUACAAAUACAAGAAGAAUUUAAAGGCUUUCUACAUCGUGCACCCCACCUUGUGGACGAAGAUAAUGACGUGGUGGUUCACAACUUUCAUGGCACCACAGAUCAAGCAUAAGGUUCACUCUGUACCAGGUGUGGAGUACUUGUAUGAUAUUAUUGACCCAGACCAACUGGAAAUACCAGCUUAUAUUACUGAGCAUGACAUGACAGUAAGUUGCUCAAGUUUCUAGCUUAUGCAUUUCUCAUUAGAAUAUAUCUGCUUAUUUCAUAUUUUUUGAUUAAAUCGUCUUCCUUCUCCCCCUUGUUAUAUUUAACUGGCUUCACAGUAUAUUCGAGGCCCAAACUUAUGUUGAUGCACUCUCGAAGAUUAUUUGUUAUUCAGGUGUUUGG